This is a messenger RNA of Branchiostoma belcheri (Belcher's lancelet), 2523 nucleotides long. Its product is annotated as organic cation transporter protein-like. Gene Ontology annotation, biological process: transmembrane transport. Gene Ontology annotation, molecular function: transmembrane transporter activity. The record is from RefSeq and is a predicted model, not a curated record. Gene Ontology annotation, cellular component: membrane. Lineage: Eukaryota; Metazoa; Chordata; Leptocardii; Amphioxiformes; Branchiostomatidae. The transcript has 12 exons. The coding region runs from base 102 to 1766 and encodes 554 amino acids.
AAAAAAAGAAAUUCCACAACCCCCAUCCAGUCGGGAAGUGGACUAGUCCAUAACUUGCGUAAGGCGACACCGUUGACCCUGAAAACAGCCUUUCUGUCAAGAUGGUGGACAACGACGAGGUUCUAAAGUACAUCGGGGGCUUCGGUACCUACCAGCGGCGACUAUGUCUCCUCCUGUCCCUCACAGCUAUCCCCUACGCCGGGCACAUGUUAGCCAUGGCUUUCCUAGGCGCCAAACCCCCGCACCAUUGCUCGGUAGCGGGGCUAGAGAAUAUAACGGUCAGGUUUGGCGAGGACGAGGGACUACGGUUGGUCUUUCCAGGGACUACAAAAGAUGGAGUGUGGACCUUGAACCCUUGCAAGAGGUACGACCUAGGUUCUGUAGAUGUGGAGGGUGCCGACCCGUGGAACACCACAGGUCUGACGGAGGUGCCGUGUGACCACGGCUGGUGGUACGACACCAGUCAGUUUAAAACGUCCGUGACCAUGGAGCACAACCUUGUUUGUGGUCGGAAAUGGAUGGGCAGUUUAGCACAGUCCAUUUUCAUGGUGGGGGUCUUAUUGGGUGCCGUCAUUUUUGGCGACCUCUCUGACAGGUUCGGAAGAAAAAAGGUCUACUUUCUUUCCCUCUUCAUCAUGUUGGUGUUCGGCGUAGCAACGGCCUUCGCACAUAACUACUGGCUCUUCGUAUUCCUCCGCAUGAUCAUUGGGGCAACAAACUCGGGAGUGUUCCUUACGGCGUUUGUUCUAGCCUCAGAACUGGUUUCCCCCGACCACCGCACACUGAUUUCCAUGUUCCUGACGAUGUUUUUCGGGAUAGGAGGUGUGACUCUAGCGCUGGUGGCCUAUCUCAUCCGGUACUGGGAGUGGCUUCAGCUGGCCAUUUCACUCCCCAAUGUCCUCUUUAUUAUGGUCUACUGGUGGGUUAUCAAUGAGUCCCCUCGAUGGCUCCUAGCUAACAACCAGAAGGUCAGGGCGGUGGAGAUUUUCCGGAAAGUUGCAGACGUCAACAAGAAGGCCAUCCCAGAAGGACUGUUUGAAGAGGAUGAAGAAACAGAUGCCGUCAAAACAAACGGACAACCCAAGUCGCGCCAUAGCAUACUGGACUUGGUGAGAACACCCAACGUUCGGAGGAAAUCUCUCAUCAUGUUUUAUGCGUGGUUCGUCGCAGGGUUUGUUUUCUACGGAUUGUCGCUGAAUGCCACGAACCUGGCCGGAAACCCGUACCUCAACUUCUUCGUCUCCUGUGCUGUUGAAAUCCCCGCCUACAUCCUCGCAAAGCUUUCUAUGGAUAGGAUUGGACGGCGAUGGUCUCUUCUUGCCUUUCUGUUGGUUGCUGGCUUGGCGAUGUUGUGUAUCAUGUUCAUCCCAACUGCGUAUUCCACGGCGAUCACCGUGCUUGCGGUCAUUGGAAAGUUCGGAGCCGCUGGUUGUUUUGGAACCAUCUACGUGUUCGCUACAGAGAUCUUCCCGACCGUAGUCAGGAAUGUGGGUGUCGGGGCGUCCUCCAUGUGUGCCCGUAUCGGGGCCAUCGUGGCGCCCUUCGUCUUCCUACUGCACGACGUCUGGUCACCCCUCCCUUACAUCACUUCCGGGGGCGUGGCCCUGGUGGCUGCCGGUCUGGUGCUGCUACUUCCGGAGACCCUCGGUACCAAGCUGCCUCAGAGUCUGGAAGAGUCCGAGAAUUUCAACAGGAAAACAGCUCAGACGACCACCUCAGAGAAACCGAACGACGAGACUGACAAGACAGCCGAAACAAAAGUGUGAUCUGGUUCAACUUAACUUUGAUCUACGCCACGGGAUCUAGAUCUCACUUCAGGAAUGUUUCUACAGUGUACCCUCUUGGUCAAGUGAGGGUGCAAAUUUCGCCAUGAUGUUACAGGUACUUGAAACAACACAAAACGCAGAUGAUUUACCGACUUUUCAGCCGGAUCCAUCUUUAGGAUAUUGACCCGCAGUGAUCUCAUGGAGUGUGCGGUCAAGGUUAGGUCAGAUGUGCCUGGAAGUCUAUAUCUACCCCCGUCCCAUUUUUGCCUAACAAGCCGUAAGGCAACACCGAAACGUGACCAGUUAAAGAUUUUUUGUUCACCUGAUUGGCUACUCUUAAUAGCUAAUUAGGGCUUAUAUAUCAGGGCUAUAUUAGCUACUAAUUACACUAAUUACUCGUGUCAAAGGUCACUGCCGUUGUACACAUUUAUAUUUAUAAUUUUCAUACUCUUGAAAAUAUCAGCUUUACAACUACGGCAAAUGAGAAAACCACCAAAUGCCAUUUUGGGAGGCACAUGUUGUUUUGGGAGGCACAUAUUGCCAUGUGCUGUUUUGACCUUCUGAUCACAUUUUGGUGACGUGACCAAAGUAGAAAAUCUUGAAAUAAAUUCUAUUUUAUUUUUCGUAGCAUCAACUACGUUUAGGUUGAAUUAGGUAGAAGUCACUAGCCUUGCAUAUCAUAGACACCUGCAAAUGUUUUGUUAGUCUCUGUAUUGAUAUAUUAUUAAAUACAUGUAUGAAAUUUCAUUUUUUUUAU